AUGCGUUUAAUCAACGACGAGGACGAUGGAGCGACUGAGCCUCUGUAUGCACAGUCCGACGAUGAGCACGGCGCUUUGAAGGCAAAAGCAGGACGAUACUCUGACAGAAAACGCGCUCGAUUCAUAUGGAGCUUCGCGGUAAUAUGCUAUCUCAUCCUCAUGGGUAUGUACGUCAAGCUCUGGAUCCGUUUCAAGGAAUUAGAGUCUGAGGUGCAUUCUAUGAAGCCUGACCUCUUUCCAUCUAUGGCACGUUAUUCAGCUUUCCGUAAAGACAGUCGGGUGUUUCCCUUGACGGUGGCAGGGACACCAUUUGCAGGCGAUCCAAGUCCAGAACUUGAUCAAGCGUGGCACGAUCUGCUUGAAGGCACUACUAUUCGAGUAUCAAAGGAGGAUUUGGAUUACUACAACGUCACUUCUCUGCCUUUGGCGGAUGGUACGGGCUUCGCAUCCGAACUCUUUGUGACUCAUGAACUCCAUUGCUUGAAGAAGGUCCGGCAAUACAUCUACAAGGAAGCUUACUUUGAACAAGUGCAAGGAUUUGCUCGUAAUGAGCUCAAAAGGCACAUAGAUCAUUGCAUUGAAACGUUGAGGCAAGGCAUCAUGUGUAGAGGGGAUGUCUCCCUGGCUACCUAUACAUAUAUUCAAGGAAGCAACGAUGUGACAGCCCGAAGUUGGGGCUCUCACCAAUGUAUUGAUUUCGACGCACUAAUUACUUGGACUCGAGAGCGCGCCGUUGACAUCUUCCGUCCAGGUGUUAUACCGAAACCAGAGGAUCUUGGAGCAGAGCAUUUCACAGAAAAGAAAGCACCACAGUAA
Molecule: messenger RNA, 816 nt
Organism: Talaromyces marneffei
Lineage: Eukaryota; Fungi; Ascomycota; Eurotiomycetes; Eurotiales; Trichocomaceae
Exons: 5
Coding region: 1-816 (271 amino acids)
Biological process (GO): mycotoxin biosynthetic process
Source: RefSeq, a predicted model, not a curated record